Dufourea novaeangliae is the source of this 824-nucleotide messenger RNA. RefSeq lists its product as uncharacterized. The record is from RefSeq and is a predicted model, not a curated record. Gene Ontology annotation, biological process: neuropeptide signaling pathway; regulation of hormone secretion. Gene Ontology annotation, molecular function: enzyme regulator activity. The coding region runs from base 84 to 767 and encodes 227 amino acids. Gene Ontology annotation, cellular component: secretory granule. NCBI's taxonomy places the organism in Eukaryota, Metazoa, Arthropoda, Insecta, Hymenoptera, Halictidae. The transcript is spliced from 5 exons.
GUUACAACGGGAUUUUCUCGAGGAUCGUUUUGUCGUUCCUUCUUCCUAUCGUUUGACAGCCUUCGAUACACGUUCUUAAAAUCAUGUUCUGGACCCUGUUCCUCUCAACGGUUGUUGCUGUCCAAGCAACAGUCUAUCUACCACCUACGAUGAAGGAGGAACAACUGCUCACCGAUAAUUUUCUUCGUGAGCUGAUUAACCAAAUGGGAGACGAUCUCGUGGACGUCGCUGACUCGUACAUGGAGUAUCAGGACAAACCGAAAGAAAUUCCCAUCGAGUUACCGGCCGAAUUCGACGGCAUGGACACGUUGAAUCCUAAUCCUAGCAUUCGAGAUCAAGAAUAUUUACGGCAUAGUUCCUUGUGGAGUCAUCAACGUAACAAAGAGCCGUAUAAUAGGCAGAAAAUCAAGCCUGGAAGUAUAAAGAAUCUUAAGGACGAAAAAACUGAGAACGCUUUACCGGCAUACUGUACACCACCGAAUCCUUGUCCUGUUGGCUAUACGAAUGAAAAUAACUGCAUCGUAAAUUUCGAGAACACAGCAGCAUUCAGUCGGGACUAUCAAAGUGCGCAAGAUUGCAUAUGCGAUUCUGAGCAUAUGUUGUAUUGUCCUGUCGAUUCAACGAAUACCAACAGUCUGCCAAGCAUGCAUAUACCAAGUUCCAACUUCGAUCAAAUCGUUGAUCAAAUUCAAGCUGAGGAAAAUCCAUUCUUCAGAGGCGAGAAGUUACCUAUUGCAGCGAAAAAAGGUAUAAAUGUCGUGUACUAACACAUGCGGCAUAUCUUACUUGCUAAGAGAGAAAAUUUUGCGUAUCUAAACCAAGAA